Messenger RNA from Perca flavescens (yellow perch), 3218 nucleotides. Its product is annotated as protein FAM117A. The record is from RefSeq and is a predicted model, not a curated record. Bases 281 to 1678 code for a protein of 465 amino acids. Lineage: Eukaryota; Metazoa; Chordata; Actinopteri; Perciformes; Percidae. The transcript is spliced from 9 exons.
UGGCGGUGGAGAUGUUUGGAGUUAGGACAAGAACGCGGAGGGGGACAAAAACUGUGGCAACCUCGCAACUUUCUGGGCCACUAAAACACGCUCCAGCCCGGAAAACUCUAAUGAAAUAUACUUCCAGGUAUUCUUAGAAGACGUAAGAGUUGACGUUAAAGUGACUUUUUGAAACUGGAGCUGCUUCCUUGUUCGACAACGGGGUGAAAUAUCUCAACAUCCUCACAAAGAAACUUUGCUUGCUAGGCUGCUAACUCGCACACAAGCCAGAAAAAAAAGUAUGAUCACCGCCGAAGACUUUAUCACACGCUUAGUCUUCAUCGCCAGUGGAGGAAGAGUUGCGCCCCCCAAAUCUCCACCAGGCAGGACAUCCAUUGACCUAAGGAGUCCUAGAUUUGUUUCUGGAAAGAUGUCUGGCCGAAGUGGCGUUGGACAUAACCGAGGAGCUGCUUUGGGUCCACAACCCCUCAAGGCUACUGUUCCCUAUCAGCUGGCCAGCAAGCCUAGACCUAACCGGAGAGAUGGAAAGUCAGCUGGGAAGCCCAAACCGCACCAACUGAGCUCUGGCAUGAGGCGGACAAUGUCUCUAGAUGCCAUCAUCGGGCCGUACCUGCAGGGACACUGGCCCAAAGAACCAGAGAGCCAGAGCAGCCUGUCUCGCAAAGACAAGUCCACCCAGACUCCAGACUCAUGGUCAGAUAAAUCCCAGAGCAGGAGAGGUAGCAGCAGCCACAAGCGAUCGGCAUCAUGGGGCAGCGCUGAGCAUCUGCGAGAGAUCGCUAAACUAAAACAACAGCUGCAGCAGCGCAGCAAACCUGCAGUCUCGGGGGGGCAUGACAAAGGCCGCCAGCGUGGAUAUCCUCAGGGGAGCGGUAGCCUAGGAACUACUCGGACUCAGCCAAUUCCCAUCCCCCUUGCUCCCCUGUCUACACUGGUCCCUCGACUGCGCUGCAGUGUGGAGGGCCUCAACCAAGAGCUGGAAGGCAUGUUCAUCUGCCAGCCAUUGCAUCCUCAGCAGAGGCUCCUUGAGGUUCCAGACGGUCACCGGGCUCCAGUCCCUCUGCAGAGCUGUAGCAGUGGAUCUCAGAGUGACCCCGCCACCACACCCCUAACCUCAUCAUCUUCGUCCUCCUCCUCCUCACCCAGCUCCUCUCCCACAAACCUCUCCACCUCCCCACCCAACUCUGAUGACGCACCUGUGGAUCUGCACCAAGGUUUGAUAGACAGUGCAGAGAUGUGCCUCCUGUCGCCGUUCCUCUCCCAGAAUGAGGCUGACCUCUCCCUGCCUCUGCUGAUGUCCUCCUCCCCAGGGCCCAAUAAAAGUUGCUGCUUCCAGAGAGAGCCUCCAGAGGGCUGUGAAAAGGUCCGAGUCUGGGAGGAAACCAGCACCCCACGCCUACCCAAGCCAGCCCUCAUCUCCUCCUGCCCAGACCCCAACAAGGUGAACUUCACCCCCCAUGGGGGCUCAGCCUUCUGCCCGGUCAGCCUCCUCAAGCCCCUGCUCCCCUCCAUGGACCUGUUGUUCCGCAGCCUUGCCGUCUCUCCAGCGGGCAGUUGCUCGAGCCAGGGAACGAGCUCCUGCCAGGCAAUGUCCUCCGGCAACCGGGCUGCUCCGCCAGAUCCUCCCGCCACCACCGCUGUCAUGGGAGAAAGCUCUGGGGCAGGCCUCGCUUUCUGAUCACAGCUGCAGAUCUUUUUCUGUGUGAAUGCAAAUAUUUCAGUGGUCCGGGACACAUUCGUUGACGUUGCUUUGUUUUCAGAACGGACCAUUUCUUUUCUAUACAGGUUUAAAAUAAUAUGUUGAAAAAUAGUAAUAUUGAGAAGAAAAAAAAAAAAUUAUUAAUAUUGUAUGCAAUGGAUAUGCUUUACGAGCUACUUGUUUUGGGUGUCUGGCCAUUGUGAUAUUUCUAAAUCAAGGCAUUUCUGUCCUUUCAUAAUCCAAAGAUAUACUUUUGGCCAAACCCAAGAGACGAGGCAGUCUUAUUCUACUCUUAACUCUACCUGAAAUGUGAUUUGUUGGAUGACUGACCUGACUGCUCACUUGCUUCACAAUUUUUUUUUUUUUUUUUUUUUCUUUCCCCAAAGAAGCCAUGACACACUGGUUUUUAAACUCUCACUGCAGUGCGUCCUCUCUGUCCAAAAUGUUGUUAGGAGUCUGGGUCAAGGAAGAAAACCCCCUGUUGGAUAAGUUUGCUUGUUUUUAAGUAUACAAAGAUAUUUAUCUGCAUUUCUUUUUACCUAACUUGACCUUGCACCUGUUGCUGUACAUGACAAAUCAGUUGGGUACUUCUUAUUUACCUGAUUUAAAAAGAAAAAAAAAGAAACACGACAAAAUGAAAUCCCAUUUUGAUAAUUUUUGACUGAAGGGAUUUUUCCCGGUUGUUGGACUUGGGUAGCAUCAAUACCUAAAUGCUUUAGCUCAUGCAUUCCUGCUUUAAAAUUAUACAGAUGUUAUUUUUGUUGUCCUCUUGUUUACUUGCGACAAAAAAAUAACUUGUGCAUGUAUUAAUGGAUACAAAAAACCUGUUAUUCCUUGACGUUCUAGAUGUGCUUGAUGGUAUGUUUAUAGUUUUGGGGUUUUACAGCCUAGUUGACUACCUAACCAGUUUUAGUGGUGUAGAUUUGUCAUCCUUUCUCCGAAGACCUUCUUCUGCCAAGCUGACAAGUUGAUGUUCAAAUAGUUUUAUUUCUGGUAGAGAUGUUUGCACAAAUUGAACUGCUACUUUUGAGUCGCAAUUCUUAUUUUUAUAUUCACUUUUGUACUUUAAGACUAGUUAUGUGUAUUUUCUAUAUAUGUUUUCAAUUACCUGCAACAUAAGCUAAAAAAAAAAACCUUGUUACUUUUAGUUUUGUUCUGUCAGUAUAAUUGAGGCAGGUGUUACGUGAGAUACUGUAUCUGGUGGAUUUUUAUGCACUUCCAGGAGAGGGUUUUAAUGUGGAGGAGAAGACGUUUCUUCCAUAUGUUGGUCCUGGGUUUAUUGUCUGACAGGAGUUUUGUGUGUGUGUGUGCGUGUGUGUACGUGGAUGGAAAGUUAACUAGUCUGAUUGUUUGACUAACUUCUAGUUUUAGUAUCCUGGUGAAAUACUGAUGGAUUGAAACAUUGUCUUUUUCCAAAUAAUCCUCAAUUUCAAUGUUUUAUGAAUCGUGUGGAUGCUGGGGGUGCGUGCUGUUAUCUCAGGUUCUGUGUUCUGUCCAUAUAAAUAUAUGAUUGAUAACC